AUGAUUUAUGCAUCGUCAGCUGAUUUUGAAUGUCAGUUUGGGGCGCGGUAUACACCGAACUAUCUGGAUGCAUGUGGUAUAACCGUUAUAACACCACCGCAGUACAACAAUCCAUCUUGGGGAGUAGUCGCUGGUCACAGCGAUAACGGGAUGUCACCCUCAGGCGACCCAUCCGACACUUUCAUGAUUAACCAAUAUAGAAACGGAGAUGACAUCGCUACCUUCGUACUCCCAGAUCUCAAAUUGGUCCAGAACUCGGGCCUACUUUCUUUUGACUACAAGAUAUUUUUCCCUGGCGAGAGCACACUGAAUAUCAAUGUGUGUAACGAGCAUAUCCAGACUAUCAAAGGAACCCAUGACUGGACGCGGGCUCAAGGCAUUCUUGUGUAUUGCGAUGGAAAUCCACCAAAGGUUGAAUUCACAGCUGAUUGGAGUCAGGUCAAAGGCCGUGUUGCUGUGGAUAACAUCCGGGUCGUUUCCACUUCUCUUCCAAUCAGGACCAGCAUGAAGCCUUCAGAGCCUACAAGAAAUCCCAAUGUGCCAACAACUAUGAAGCCGGCAACGACCCCCACGAAGUUAAUGACGACAACCAUGAGAGCAGUUGCGACCACGACAAAAACGAUGACGACCAGCACAAAUCCGGUGACAAAUAGUACGAUCUCAAAAAGAUCACCACAUUCGUCGCCAUCCGCACACUCUACCAUUCAGCCGACAGAAUCGGUUGUGACUGUGCCGAAUCGAGGGGGUACGCCUGUUCCAUGGUUGAAAGUGAUUUUGAUAAUUGCGAGUAACAUCGGUGUUUUCAUAAUCGUCCUGCUUAUUGCUUCUCUAAUCAGACGAAAGACCGAACAGAAGACUACAUUUACAUCCAGGACGAUUCGAGCAACCAUCCCGCCAUACCAGCCACAACAAAUUAACGGAACCGGAUAUGACGACACAUCUGUCAGAGCUGGAUCUUAUGACGACACUGAAAUAUACGAACGCGUCUCGCAUUCUUAUACAGAGAUCGAUGAUUACCAGGAACGAUACGUUCCGUUAAGAUUGUCCCAAGUGCAAUUUUAUAGAUCUCUAGAACAGACAAGUCACCAGUAACUGACUACUCUGUCUUCAUGCGAUUUAUAAAAGGUUGUUAGUUUCAUUUGUGUCAGGGGAAAAUUGUAUAAAAUUUUGAUAGGGGGUCUACAUAAUACAAGCUUUGCUUAUCAGUAGGCCCCUCCAUUUUUUUUUAAAUUUCAUUGGUACGUUUCAACCCUGCAUAUGUUAUGCAGUGAAUGCAUAUUCUCAUUUUAAAAAUGAAUUAUUAUGAAAUGUACUUUGAGGAUUUGUCAAAUAUGAAUAUAUCAAUAAAAUUAAAUUAAAAUUAACUUAACUCUAUGAAACACGUCUAACCGUCAUCACCGUUUUUUACGUGAUCGUCUUCUUCUGUGUACACCCAAAUAAAAAAAAGACGAGAAUAAAUUAAUUAAGAAUCAUAUAACUAAUUAAGAGUUAUGUUGCCCUCCUAAAUUUACUUUUUGAUGGCGAACAGUAGUCAUUUAAAUGAAGUUAAGUAAAGCAUAUCAAAUUACUCUUGAUUUGAUUGGAUAAUCGUAUAUAAAGUCCGUGUUAGUUAGAACCAGACUUUACUUAUAAAUGUGUUAUCGAAUCAUAGACUUGACCAUUCCGUAGAACAAUUGUCUUCUAUUUGACUUCUUAGGAGGGAAAUCGCCUCUUUUAAAGUAGAGUCUACUGUAAUAAUGUUCAUUUCUGUUUUCCAACAUGUAU
Lytechinus variegatus (green sea urchin) is the source of this 1764-nucleotide messenger RNA. RefSeq lists its product as uncharacterized. Bases 1 to 1092 code for a protein of 363 amino acids. The record is from RefSeq and is a predicted model, not a curated record. The transcript is spliced from 7 exons. Lineage: Eukaryota; Metazoa; Echinodermata; Echinoidea; Temnopleuroida; Toxopneustidae.